GGAGAAUAUUAUAACGUGCUCCAGUAUGGGUGCACACAGUAAGUCUUUAAAAAAGCAUUUUCACAUUGUGGCUGUUCAUGGGAAAAUCAUUCGAACUAUUUUAUAUACUGCAGAGUAACUUAAUUUAUAACAGUACAUCGUUUUAGUAGCUUUUCAAAGCUUUUGUUUAUAAAAUUUUCAAUCCACAAAGUUUUUAGAUUAAUGCAGUAAGGUAAAAAAGUUAAAUAUUUCCCUAUUAAAAGUAGUAUAGUAAAAAAAAAAAGUUGCACAUUCACAUUCAGUAUUCAGGUGAACAGAUAAUCAAAAAUUUUAUUUUUUUGCUGUAGACAAUGGCUAUCUAAAAAUGUAAUUGUGAAAAUUAUUUUAAAUCGUAAAUUGUAUAUGCAACAUUAUAGUUCUGGCUUAUGCAAAUUUAUGUUUUAUAAAAUGAGAGAAAAUAUGAAAAAAAUCCUAAGAGGAUGUCAUCAAGUUAUCAGAUUGCAUAUUUUGUUCCACCAACCGUCAAAUCAAUCUGCGGGUGAAAAACAUGACAAUUUAGUAUUAUGUCACUGGGCGAUAGUUGGAAAAAUGAUACCAAAGAUAAGAUUACUGUACGCAAAACUUAAAAAAAAAAAAAAAAUAGGUCUCAAAACAACAAAAAAAAACAUGUAGAAAAUAAUCUCAUUCUAUUCAUACUUGUACUUGAAUAAAUGUACUUAUGUGACAUUCCAAAACUGCAAAUAUUUUUCCAACAGUCAGUACAUUGUCAAUGAUGGCAUUUUUAAAGUAUUCUGUACUCAACACUAUAAAUUACUACUUCUACUUUUCUUAGCAAAAACUACACCUAUGUCCAAAAAUAUUCAGUUUUCUGUUACACAAGAGAAGGAAAAGCUGCAAAAACUUAGAACUGAAAAGCUAGAACCAGAUAAUAUUUGUCUUUUUGGCUUGAAAAAUUACAUCUAAUCAAUCAUUGAACCCUAAGCCAUGUAUUCCCUCUGUCAACUAAUUAAUCAGUCAGCUCAUUGUUUCAGCUCUAAUGGUGUAUUGCUAGACCAUGUGGGCUGGGCAUAGCAGUGUGAAUGAGAAUAAGUGGUAUUUUCUCAGUUAAAGAGCAAGUAUCUCAAAACUGCACUUGUGUACAGUAUCAAAUGUACUCUGUUAAAUUCUGAUUCGGUUACUUUUAACUGCAUUUAAGUCGCGCAACCAUUUCCUAGUAAAUCAAACCUCGUGCCAUUAAUUGCCAUGCUCUGGGUGUGUGCGUGCGUGUGUGUGCAUGUGUGUGCUGCUAAAAUAAUGCCCCGGCUGUCCUGAUAUCCCACAAUUCUUCUGUGGGCUGCAUAGUGGAGUGUGAUAGGCUGGUGGAGAGGGGGAACUGCAGCAGAGGAGCACCGCUGUCAGGAAACAGAAGCCCACUACGAAUGCAACUCGCAUAACCAGCUGAACGAGGGACGGUUUACCUGCGUGAUUUACCAUGACGACCGAAUCAGGCGCGGAGUCGGAGGCCAAGCAGCCGCAGGAGAACAAGGAGACGGAGAAGGGGAAAGCAGCAGCCGAACCCACUUCGCCUCAGAACCAGCCGGAACAGCUUCCCGCCGCCGCCGGACACAGCACCCCCGCCAGGAGAGAACAGGAGCAGGAGGACGACCAGGUUUCCCACAGGUCAUCCACCAGUCGUCUGUCCAGGUCUCCUUUGAGAGGAGUGAAGAAGGUGAAGAUCAUGCAGUGCAAAGUCACCCUGCUGGACGGCUCCGACUUCACACUCAAUGUGGAGAAACGAGCAAAGGGCCAAAUGCUCUUCGAUAAAGUAUGUGAUCAUCUCAACCUUUUGGAGAGGGACUACUUCGGCAUCACGUUCAGAGAUGUAGAGAAUCAGAAGAAUUGGAUAGACCCUUCCAAGGAGCUAAAGAAGCAAAUCAGGACCGGCCCCUGGAACUUUGCUUUCAACGUCAAGUUUUACCCUCCGGACCCCUCCCAGCUCACCGAGGAUAUCACAAGGUACUACCUGUGUCUGCAGCUGAGAGACGAUGUGGUUUCAGGCCGUCUGCCCUGCUCCUUCGCCACCCACACGGUUUUGGGCUCCUACACGGUGCAGUCUGAACUGGGAGACUACGACCCCGAGGAAUUAGGCAGCGACUACAUCAGCGAACUGCGCUUUGCACCCAACCAAACCAAAGAGCUGGAGGAGAAGGUCAUGGAACUCCACAAGACCUACAAGGGGAUGACACCCGCCGAAGCAGAGAUGCACUUCCUGGAAAACGCCAAGAAGCUGUCCAUGUACGGCGUGGACCUCCAUCACGCUAAGUUGGUAGGGAAUCUCUAUGAAUGCUUGGCUCCAGCUGAGGGAGAGGACUCUGAGGGCGUGGAGAUCAUGUUGGGAGUUUGUUCAAGCGGCCUGCUCAUCUACAGAGACAGGUUGCGGAUCAACAGGUUCGCUUGGCCCAAAAUCCUCAAGAUCUCCUACAAGAGGAACAACUUCUACAUCAAAAUCCGGCCGGGCGAGUUUGAGCAGUUUGAAAGCACAAUUGGUUUCAAGCUUCCAAAUCAUCGUGCUGCCAAAAGGCUGUGGAAGGUCUGUGUGGAGCACCACACCUUCUUCAGGCUCGUAUCCCCCGAGGCGCCCCCGAAGAAGUUCCUGAGCCUCGGCUCCAAAUUUCGCUACAGCGGUAGAACGCAGGCUCAGACCCGCAGGGCCAGCUCUCAGAUCAUCAGACCCGCUCCGUUCUUCCAACGCUCCUCCAGCAAACGCUACAACAUGUCCCGCAGCUUAGACGGAGCACCCAUUACAGAGAACCAUGAGACUCUCAUGAAGGACAGCGCCACUGACGGGGCGGCCAAAGUCAUCGCCAAGGGAGACAUUAUCACCACGGUAACGACCGAGAAGAAGGCAGAGGAAGAGAAGGCGGAGCAGGAGGACGCUCAGAUGGAUGCUGUAGAGACGCCAGCACCUGCCGACAGCACACCGCUCAGACACGACACAAAGUGCUCCCCUCCUGUAUACACAACCGACCCCCUCCGCUCUGAGCUCUCACUCCCCUCAUCUCCUGUCUUAUCAACCAAAGUGCGGCGGAGGCGCAGGGAGAACGCGCGCAAACGGGCCUCGUCAGUCAGUCCAGCCAAGAGCAGCGCUGGGUGCCGCCGCCGGCAAGCCCUCGCCGACCGCAAAGCCGCCCUGCUGGACGAGCAGGUGCUGCUGCUCUCGGCUCGCAAGCAGCGGCUGGAGCAGGGCAAGAGCCGCGGCGGCACGCUCUUCUCCUUCUCCCUGCACCUGCCCGACCUGUCCUCCUUCCUGGACGAGGACGGCUACAUCACCUUCCCCGAUCUGUCAGAGAUGCGCUUCCUCCCUCUGUGUGCGCAGAACUUCCUGCCCAUUAAGUCACCCUCACUCAUUCCCUGCUUCCUCUUCAUCUUCUUCUUCCUGCUCUCCACCUCUUUUUCCGUCCCGUACGCCCUCACCCUCUCCUUCCCCUUGGCGCUGUGCCUCUGCUACCUGGAGCCCAAGGCAGCCUCCCUGACCGCCUCCAUAGCCCAGGGCUACCAUGACCAUGACAGUUCAGAGGAAGAGGAGACUGACAGCGAACAAACUGAUUUUGCCUUUGAUGGAGAGAUGACCGCCACAGAGUCGGACGCAGAUGAGGACUCUGAGAUGCGGACUCAGUAUAGUUUCAUAAGACGAGUAAAAGGGGAAAACGUUUUUAUCAAGCAUAGUAAUCUGAUGCUAGAGGACACCUCGCCUCCGGAAGAGAUGGUCAAGCACCAGACCAACAUCAGCGAACUGAAGCGCUCCUUCCUGGAGACGGGCGACCGCAUGCCGGGCCUGACAGAGUGGGAGAAGAGACUCUCCUCGUCCCCUGUGCGCUCCACCAGAGCGGAUGAAGCUCCGAUGAUAGAGCCGCUGGAGCCGCAGGAUGUUAAAGACGAGCAGCCUGCAGGAGAAGAGACAAAACAGGAGGCAGAACCUAAAAUCACUGAAGCGGCAGGAUAUCUGGUGAAAUACAUGGUGGAUAGUAUCGCGACCGAUUUGGCCACCUCCUCGGGGCCACACGGGAUUAGCCUGUCAACCACUAUGGACGACGACGUCUUCAUGGACGGCACCCUGAGGGAGGUGGAGGAGAAAACCCCCGACUCCCAGGACGAGGUGUCCGAGAGGGCGGAGAUGAAGGUCAGCCCCGGAGCUGUCAGACAGGAAGUGUCCCAGGCCAUCAUAGACAAGAAAGGAACCCUCAUUAUCUUGAAGGAGGCGGAGGAUAAAGCAGACACCGAGGGCAAAGAGACAAGUGCUGCGGGUGAAAAUAAGGAGUCCCCCGGAGAGGUCGAAGCUGAAGAGGAUGAAAAGAAAAAAUCCAUCAAAGAAGAUGCAAAUUUUAUAGAAGUGAAAACAACUGUAGUCAAGAGUCCGAAGAUGGAGAUAAAAACUGACGACGUGACUCAGAGUAAAGGUUUUGACUCGCCUAAAAAGGCAAUGGCGUCGUGGAUAUCAGAGGAGGUGAAGACCGAAGCGUCUGAGGUCAUCAGUGUGACGACAAAGGAAGUAAAAGAGAUGAAGGCGUUUGACGCUCCGCAGGCGAAAGCAGAAAUCUUCACCUUCGAAGGAAUCCAGACGGAGCAGUCAAAGCCCGGCCUGACUCAGAUUACUCUCUCUGAAUCUUCAACUACAUCCUUAGUAGUGUCUACGCUGGGAUGGGUUUCCUCCUCUGAAAAGACGUCAGCUGAACCAGAGGAGAAGGAGCUGGUUGCCAAGGAGACAGAGGCAGCACCAGUCGUGUCGACAGGGCCAACGAGUCUGGAUGUUGUGGAGGUGGGAACCAAAGAGAUGCCUGUAGUCCACACAGAGACGAAAACUAUCACCUAUGAGUCUGCAGAGGUCGACACGAAUGGUGACGUGGACCCCGGGGUGCUGCUGAGUGCUCAGACCAUCACCUCGGAAACCACCAGCACCACGACCACCACGCACAUCACAAAGACGGUGAAAGGAGGAAUAUCAGAGACGAGAAUUGAGAAAAGGAUCGUGAUCACGGGAGAUACAGACAUCGACCACGAUGAGGCUCUGGCUCAGGCCAUAAAGGAGGCUAAAGAACAGCAUCCUGACAUGUCAGUGACCAAAGUAGUGGUACAUAAAGAGACAGAGAUCACGCCAGAGGAGGGGGAGGACUGACCCAGGAGUAACACUGAGGGCUGUUUUCUGUUCAACCUCCCAGAAUCCAACAUCCAGAUCUCCACAUAUUACUCCGAGGACUCUCAGAAGACUAGAAAGGCUCCUACUCUCCAAAUGCUGCAGCUAGUCGCAAACCAUCACCUGCAAUAUAAAUAAAUGCAUCUUGCAUGAGAAGGACGCAACGUUGCAUUAUCAAACAAAUGGCAAGAUUAUAACUGAGAUUUUAAAAUAAUGGUUCUCGAUCCACCUGCACGCCGAAUCCCUGUGUGCAGCAAGCAGACCGUUUGCUUUCACUGCCUUAUGACUUUGAUGCAUUUUUAUGAUUAUUGAGAAUAAUUAUUGUAGCAACGUUUUAUUUAUGAAAUAAAGCCAUCACUCCAGACACUUAAAAAUCGCUGUAGGCUGUAUAUGUUAGGGAGCGUACACUAUUUAACCUUGCUGUAGAAGUGCCAACCUCAUUUGCCAGCAAGCAUCGCCUCACUCACUCCAACGAUGAUUUCCCGUCAGGUAUGCCACUACAGAAAUCACUGCGGCCCGGCUCUGUACAUAUCCGAGCUUUCCUAGAAGAAUAGCAAAUUAUCUUUCACUUUUGAUUUUUUUUUGUCUACUUGAAUUGCAUUUUAUGAUCAUUUCAGUAUUUUAUCAUCGAUUAACUUCACCCAAGAAGGUCUUUUUUUUUUUUUUUGGCAAUCGCCAAGGAAUCCAGAUUUCUGUGCACAGAAAUCGAUUUUUAUGUGCCUGCGCAGGCUUUGAAUGUUCUCCCGGGUAGAUGAUCGGCUGCAGCACAAGUCCCAGGUUUGUGUGACUGUGAGGCAAAGGGCUCAGACUGCCGAGCUCUGCCCAAAUUAGAUGCAAAGCCAAGAGAGAUCUGUCAACCGCCCCCCCACUUCGCCCUCCACCCACCCUGAACAUGUCAACUGUAUGCCUCCCUCAUCUGUUCACGUGUAUCUGAAUAGCCGAGUAUUGUUCGUGUACAGCCAUGUUUUCCUCAAAAAAUGGUGAAAUAAAAGUGGCAAAUGCAUUUGUUUUUAAUUUGCUGUUUUCUUCUCGAAUAAUAAAAUGUCGACCACAGAACUGAAA
This is a messenger RNA of Plectropomus leopardus (leopard coralgrouper), 6211 nucleotides long. RefSeq names its product band 4.1-like protein 3. The record is from RefSeq and is a predicted model, not a curated record. Gene Ontology annotation, biological process: cortical actin cytoskeleton organization; actomyosin structure organization. Lineage: Eukaryota; Metazoa; Chordata; Actinopteri; Perciformes; Serranidae. Gene Ontology annotation, cellular component: plasma membrane; cytoskeleton. Gene Ontology annotation, molecular function: structural molecule activity; actin binding.